AUGUUCAACAAGAAUGCUGCGCUUAGCCAAGGAACUGAUAUACCUUCUUUUAACGGCGAGUUUGUUCAGUACGCAGCCGACAAUGUUGACCACAACAUUAGGACUCUCGACGGGCAUAACACCUUCCACGGUAUGGGAAUGAUUGCAGUCGUAACACCUGGCACCAAACACAGUCGUAAUGUCGCGCGACGCAAAGUUACUCCCGAAGAAAUCUCGGCAACUGGAAGGGUAGAAAUACAUCCAUGCGGGCCCCGACAGGUGAACGUGGAGAUCAAAUAUAAAGACUUGGUUCUUGUACGAGCAGAAGACCCCACUGCUAGCCUUGACAUCUUAUGGAAGACUUCUCUACUGUUUGGCAACCCACGCCCAUCUUGGAGUGGAAUGAUGCAACUUGUUCACCAAGGAAGACACCAGGGCAAGUCUUCUGUUAUGUUCCUUCCUAUGAUCGAUAUGAAUCCAAGUGAUGUUACGUGUGUCUCUUCCACCUUGCACUUUGUUUCCGAGCAUGCUAAGCAACACAGUAUUGCAAAUCCCAUCGUCACGUCUGACCAGCCACUGUGGUUAAAGGCCUUUAACAUCAUACAGACGGAGCCAGCUAACAGUGAUUUGCGCAAAGUUAUCGUGCGUCUAGGUGCCUUUCACGCGGAGAUGAGCUUUCUUGGAAGUAUUGGCCAUCUGAUUGCAGGGUCCGGUUUACGAGAAGUGUUGGAAUUGAUAUAUGCGUCUAAUGCGGUAGACCAUAUAAUGACCGGAAAAGCUAUUUCCCGUGCAGUGCGUGCACACCUCAUUGUCGACGCUGCAUUGAAUGCACUUCUGUAUUCGGAAGCUCUGGAGGUGCCUGUACCGCAUCUUCACCAUACAGGUAUGAAGUUUUUAUGUAGUUGCAAUCAUUUACUGUUGCCUAUAAAAUAUGUCUUGUCUUUUUUAAUGUUUGAAUAUUUUAUCACUUUUGGGUCAUAGCUUCUGCGGAUACAACAAAUAGCGACGAGAGCCCAGAACAUGCGGCAACAGCAUAUAGAGAAGCUGAGACUGGGCAGAGAGGUACUGUCUUUCUUUAAAAAUAAUGACAAGAUACUCCUUACAAUACCACCUCGAAGCAGACAGCAAUUACAUGAGUUUUUUUCUACAUGUUGUCAUUUCAGAUAAACAGUGUACUUUUGUGCCUGAAUUACCUGAUGAGUUUGCCGUGUCAGCGAUCGACUCCCCUCACGCACAAGGUGCAUAUAGCAGUAAGUAUAUAUUUAAGGCAAUAAUUUUACCCCCAAAACUGAUGUUUUAACAAGAAAAAGCAUUAAAAUGUUUUAAUUUAAUAUUGCAGGCGGCCAACGUCUCUUGGAGACGAUACCAGAAGACACUCACUCGGACACUGUAAUUCUAAAACUUGAAGAGGCGCGAGCACUGUUUGAUAAGCUGAUGGAAAAGAAAGUCUCAGCUGAUGAAGCAAGCAUCUCAGAGGUUCUUGAUAACAUUGAAGAAUGCGUACACAGAAAGCAAGACCUCCUAGCUGAGAGAAGCCGCACAGCAGCUCUGUGGAUUAAGUACCUAGAAAUGGUAGACAUAUUGCGCUCCUUUAUAAGAGCAGAGCGCACAGCGAAUUGGGAACUUCACCUAAAGGCAUUGACCAGAAUGCUGCCACACCUUGCUGCGUCAAGCCACAACUUGUACGUAAAGUGUGCUCGACUUUACCUACAGUCGAUGACAGACCUCCGUACGGACCACCCGGAUGUCUACCGAGACUUCGCGUCGGGUCUUCACGUAGCAAGAAGAAGUAAUCGAUUUUGGGCUGGAUUAUCGAUAGACCUAGUCAUCGAGCAGGUUCUUAUGAGAAGUCUGAAAACCUGUGGUGGCUUGACCAGAGGGAGGGGCCUAACGGAGCAGCAACGUCUUAUCUGGCUGUUAUCCAUGCCUGCGUGUGUCGAAACAAACCACAUCAUGCAAGAGCUGACAGGAGUUCAGUUUAACUCUGGAGAACAGAACAAAGAUAUGUCUAAGGCACGACAGACAAGAGAUAUGAAGGACACAGUGACCAUCCUCAGGGCUCUGGCUACCCACAACCCUUUCUCUCUCGACACUGACAGUAAUCUAAGAAACAUCAUGAAUGGUGUAAACGCCGAUAGUAAUGUCAAUGCUGACACAGCCAAGAUUGUCGGGGAGAAGAUUCUAUCGUCGAUGAAUGGAACGUUAGCCACUGAUUACUCAUUCAAACGAAGUGCCCAGGCAGUCACCAUGGCAUCGAAGUCCUCCGUAAAGAUUGACAAUGACCAAGUACAAGUUGACCCUCAACUUUUAUUUCAGCGGCUCAUUAUCGCCUGUGAUAACUCCCACCCUGAAGCAUUAUUUCAGUACGAUCUCUGCACGUAUCCCACGGCUCUUUUCGAUUCCCCAUUCACGUUAAGGCAGCCACAAAAGCCAGCGCUAGCAGAUGCACUAUGGACAAGGCUUACACCAGAGGCCAAGACGCAGCCUGAAGGGAAUGUACAAUACGUGCUGGACGGAGGCGCUCUUCUCCAUCGAGUGCCCUGGCCAAGAGGUUCUCCAUCAUACAAGGAAGUCUGCGACUUGUAUUGCACUUACGUGCAAAGGAAAUACGGAAGGGCGAUAGUAGUGUUUGACGGGUACGACGAGAUGUCAACUAAAGCUAUGACACAGCAGAGGCGCGCAUCAGGGAAGGUUGCUGCCACUGUCACCUUUACAGAAAUCAUGUCUAUAACGAUGAAGAAGGAUAACUUUCUCUCGAAUCCCAAGAACAAACAAAGCUUUCUGUUAAUGCUAAGCGAGGCUCUCCAGAAUGUAGGAUGUGUAACACACCACGCAAAUGGUGACGCCGACCUGCUUAUAGUCCAAACAGCUGUAGAGUCUGCCCGAACGAAAACCACGAUUCUAGUAGGGGAUGACACAGAUUUGCUUGUCCUUCUUUGUUAUCAUGCUUCCGAAGAUGGCUGCGACCUCUAUUUUAGACCAGAACCAAAGGGAAACGCAAGAGGUGCGCGCGCCUGGCAUAUGAAGAGAGUCAAAGAACAGCUGGGUAAGGAAGUUUGCAGAAAUCUCCUUUUCCUUCAUGCUGUCACUGGAUUUGACACAACAUCACGCCUCUAUGGAGCUGGCAAGGCCACAGCCUUAAAGAAAUUUGAGAAUGUACUACACUUCAAACAGCAAGCUAACGUCUUCAGCCGUCAUUCUACCGUUUCCGACGUUGUCAGUGCAGGUGAAAAAGCACUUGUAUCGCUUUUCAGUGGUAAACCAGGGGUAGGUCUUAACGCUCUCAGAUAUCAGCGUUACUUUGAAAAACUUGCUAACAAGACGUCUCAUAUUGAGCCGCAGAAUCUGCCCCCGACAGCAGCAGCUGCCCGAUUUCACAGCCUGCGCGUCUACCUACAGGUAAAGCAGUGGCAGGGAGAAGGUGCUGGCAUGUCAAUGGAGGACUGGGGUUGGAAAGUCAGUAAUUAUCAAGUAUUUCCUGUUGCAACGGAUUUGCCGCCUGCCCCAGAACCUCUUCUCCAGUUAAUCAGAUGCAACUGUUCGUCUGACUGUAGCAGUAUGAGGUGCAUCUGUCGCAAGAAUGGUAUGCAGUGUUCUCCGGCUUGUGGCCAAUGCAAAGGGUCUUCGUGCACAAAUUCUUUGAACACUGUAGACUACGAAAGUGAAGAUUCGGAAGACUAG
Porites lobata is the source of this 3660-nucleotide messenger RNA. Lineage: Eukaryota; Metazoa; Cnidaria; Anthozoa; Scleractinia; Poritidae. The record is from the annotation of a GenBank genome assembly.